CACACGCGUUGGCGUUAUCGCCUCGUUCUGCUUUGUACACCGACAGAGUGUUUUUCCGACAGGUUUUCUUGUUUUACAUUGCAGUCUAUCAUUCUUAACGCAUGAUUUGUUUCGAAAACAACUUUAACGACGUGUUUAAUCUCGGGUUUGAAUUUCCACGUCGUAGGCUGUUGAAGAAAGACCAUGAACGCUACUUUGUCCCAAAAGAUGGUGUGGGUGGAUCUUGAGAUGACAGGCUUGGACAUUGAAAAUGACAAGAUAAUUGAAAUGACAUGCAUAAUUACAGACUCUGACUUGAACAUUUUGGCUGAGGGGCCCAACUUGAUAAUAAACCAGUCCGAUGAACUACUGGAAUCCAUGUCUGAGUGGUGUACAGAGCAUCAUGGAAAGUCAGGACUGACCCAGGCAGUAGGGUUGAGUAAAACCACCCUGGAACAAGCAGAGUGUGAAUUUACAUCCUUUGUUAGACAACACACUCCACCUGGACAAUGUCCCCUAGCUGGAAAUUCUGUGCAUGCAGACAAAAGGUUCCUGGACAAAUAUAUGCCAGAGUUCAUGAAGCAUCUCCACUACAGAAUAAUUGAUGUCAGUACCAUUAAGGAGCUUUGCAGGCGGUGGUUUCCAGUGGAGUAUGAGAUGGUGCCACAAAAGAAAGCAACCCACAGGAAUUUUGUUUUCUGUUUCAGAGCCUUGGAGGACAUCAGGGAGAGCAUAAAAGAGCUGCAGUACUACAGAGCCAGCAUCUUCAAAGCUACUUUUGAGAAAAAACACCAGAUUGUUCAAAAUAGUAACAGUUAACAAUAGUCUGUAAACUUUCAAGAUCAGAGAGCCUUUUGUUACCAUCACAUCAGCCAAAUCUAUGAUGAAGCAGUUAUCAGUCAUAUUAAUCAUAAGACUUCUAGCUCUGAGGUUCCUUCGUGUCUGUACUAUUCAAAAUGUUAGCGGUUCAUAAGAGGGAGCUCACCUUUUAGUUAGAAACUAUUACUACAUCAUGUAAAGUUACAGGUAAACUUACAUAUUCAUAUUAAAGCUGAAAUUGGUUUCAUUUUGCUUUUGUUACGAAGUGAAAAUUUAAAACAACAUUAUGCUCCCCCCGACAAUUCAAAACAGUUCCCUGGUGUCUUAAUAACAUGCCUUUGACAUGUUUUUUGUCAAAAUAUCCCAAGGAUCAAGGCCGUACAAACAAUGUUGCGUUUACUGCGUACUCACACGAGUUUGAUCGCGGUAGUUGUGGGCACACCUAACGCAACUUUGGUUCAUUCGUGCCACACGUAACCGAUUCACAGUAAAGUACAACCGACAACUGUAAACAAGUAACAUUAUUAUUAUUAUUAAUCAGUUUAUUUGAAAGGGGACAAUGCAAUUUCAUAAAACACAUGAAAUACACAUGGUUAAAAAAGCCAGAAUUAGCCAGAAGGCUAGUUUUCAUCUGUAGUCCCCUGGCCAUGAUGUAAAAAAGCAGUAAAAUACAUCUACAAGACAAUAUAAUAUAAAACAGGAUACAUAAAGACUUACUAUUAAGAGAGAAUAAAACCACAAAUCAUUUGAUCAUAACAAAAAAAAAAAAAAAAAAAAACAUCAUAACAUACUUGUCUUUUAGUGUUGGCAGCUAUAGGUGUUAACUAACCACAUUUUCAGUUUUUUUGUGAAGGCCUUGUAUGUUGUAAGCAGUUUAACCUCCUCAGGUACUGAGUUCCACUCACCAGUGCUCCUCACUGACCAGGCUGACUUACUGAAAGUGCUCCUGUACAGAGGAAUGAGACAGUCACCUCUGACAGAGCCUCGAGUGACACGCUCAGAGCUGUUUCUUUGGCUGAUGAACUCAGCCAGAGGAGCUGGAGCCAAAUCAUGCAGUACUUUAUAAAUCAAAUUUAAAUCUGCAAAUAUGUGAAGACUGUCCCAGUUUAAAAGACUGUAUUUUUUUAAAAUUGCACAGUGAUGAUAGUGCCUUGGUUUUUUAUCCAUCACUUUAAUUACUUGUUUGUACAAAACUUCCAAUGUUUUUUUUUGCAUUCUGAUCAGCCUGGGACCAACUGGUUAUGCAAUAGUUAAAGUGACUAAGAAUCAUUGAAUAUAAGUAAAUUUUUGCGGCUUCAGUUGACAUUUCAUUUCGAAUUGCACGAAAAUUUGCGAGGUUUAAUUUGAUAUUUUUACACAAUUUGUCAAUAUGGGCUUUAAAGGAAAGCUGUGAAUCUAUUAUUAACCCAAAAUAUUUGUAUUGGCUGACAAUUUGCAUUUUUUCUCCAUUAACAAGUAUGUCGGGGUCAGGUGAUACUCUAUUUGUUUUAGUGAAAUACAUGCCGACAGUUUUAGAAACAUUUAGCUGUAGACAGCACUCCUGCAACCAAGUUGUGACACAGGACAUUGUAUUAGUGAGUUUAGCAGCAACAGUAUCUUUGGAGCGACCAUGAACAAAGAAAACCGUGUCGUCUGCAUACAUUACGCACUCUGCUUCAGAACAAACAGUGGGCAA
Molecule: messenger RNA, 2473 nt
Organism: Phycodurus eques (leafy seadragon)
Lineage: Eukaryota; Metazoa; Chordata; Actinopteri; Syngnathiformes; Syngnathidae
Gene: rexo2
Product: small fragment nuclease
Exons: 7
Coding region: 184-798 (204 amino acids)
Cellular component (GO): mitochondrion
Molecular function (GO): 3'-5'-RNA exonuclease activity; nucleic acid binding
Source: RefSeq, a predicted model, not a curated record